GUGUCCUCUCUACAGGUGUCCUCUCUACAGGUGUCCUCUCUACAGGUGUCCUCUCUACAGGUGUCCUCUCUACAGGUGUCCUCUCUACAGGUGUCCUCUCUACAGGUGUCCUCUCUACAGGUGUCCUCUCUACAGGUGUCCUCUCUACAGGUGUCCUCUCUACAGGUGUCCUCUCUACAGGUGUCCUCUCUACAGGUGUCCUCUCUACAGGUGUCCUCUCUACAG
Messenger RNA from Candidula unifasciata, 225 nucleotides. NCBI's taxonomy places the organism in Eukaryota, Metazoa, Mollusca, Gastropoda, Stylommatophora, Geomitridae. The record is from the annotation of a GenBank genome assembly.